CUGAACUCCUGCUGACUUCAUAGUAAUCUGCCAUGGCGAUUCGCUCACUUCUCACCCAUCUUCAGCUACUAAGUUCUCGUGAAGUGGGCACCAAUGGGGUUGCAAAAGGAUUCAACUUUCUAAGGGGCAUUUCAUCGAACACCUUAUCGGCAUUUCCAUCCCAACCCUCUAAGGAGACUAACAACAUCGACCUUGUAAACCAGUUACUUUUCCUUAAGUAUCCUCGACGAAGCGCGACGAAUGUGCUUCAAAAUUGGGUCAGCGAAGGCCGGAAAGUCUCCAUUUACGAUCUUCGACAUAUCUCUAAACAACUCGUAAGACAUGGGCGUUACAAACACGCUCUUGAGGUAAUGAAGUGGAUGGAAGAUCAAGAACAUUUCAAGAUUUCAGAAGCUGAUCAUGCUCUCAGGUUAGAAUUAACCAUCAGAUUGAAUACUUUAAAAGAAGCAGAAGAUUAUUUUGCACAAAUACCCACCAUUGCUUCACAAAGAGCUUCAUAUCUCCAUCUUCUAAACUCAUAUGUUAAAGAAAAAGCCACCGAAAAAGCCGAAUCUUUAAUGACCAAAAUGAAUAGCUUUGGUGCCAAUGUAACUCCACAUCCAUUUAAUGCAAUGAUGAAGCUUUACAUUGCCACAUGUCAAUUUGAGUUGGUAUUAUCCAUCAUAUCCCAAAUGAAGCAAAACAAAGUACCCAAAAAUGUGCUUUCUUAUAAUCUUUGGAUGAGUGCGUGUAACGAGGUUUAUGGGGUCGAAUAUGUCGAAAUGGUUCACAAAGAAAUGGUUAACGAUAAGCACGUUAAAGUUGGAUGGAGCUCUCUUUGUACUUUAGCUAAUAUCUACAUGAAAUCGGGACUUGUUGAGAAGGCAACUUUGGCACUCAGAAACGCAGAGGAUAAGCUGUCAUUUAAUAACCAUUUUGGGUUCUUUUUUCUCAUUACGAACUACGCUUCUUUGAAAAACAAAGAUGGGGUUCUUCGUGUUUGGGAAUCUUGCAAAAGGGUAGACGGGAAACUCACGUGUGCAAACUAUAUGUGUAUGGUGCUAUCUUUAGUCAAAAUUGGGGAUGUUAAAGAAGCCGAGAAGGUUUUCAUGGAAUGGGAGUCGCAGUGUAGGAGAUACGAUAUCCGGGUGUCUAAUAUCCUUCUUGGUGCUUAUGUUAGAGACGGGUUGAUGGAAAAAGCCCAGAAAUUUCAUCUACACACGUUGGAAAAAGGCGGGUGUCCAAAUUUCAAGACUUGGGAGAUAUUGAUGGAAGGAUAUGUUAGAAGCCAAAAGAUGAAAAAAGCGAUUGUUGCAAUGAAGGAAAUCUUUAAGAUGUUGAAGCAUACCGAAUGGAGGCCUUCGCCUACAAUUAUCGAGUCUGUUUUGGGGUAUUUUGAGGAAAGUGGGAAUUUGGAAGAGGCAAAGAGUUAUUUGAAGGUUCUUAGGGAUUUCAAUCUUGCUAGUUUGAAUGUUUAUCGAUCGUUAAUCAAGAUGUAUGUAACGAAAAGAGAACCAACGGAUGAGAUUCUUGAAUUGAUGGAGGAGGAUAAGAUCGAUAUGGAUAGCGAAACUAUGAAUCUUGUUCGUGGUUUACAAGCGUAAGCCAUAGCAAAAAUGGUGGAUUCGUGUUAAGAUGCUUAAAAAGAGAAGAAGGAAUUUAUAGUUUUAGAAGCAUGGAAGAUUGGGGAAAGAAUUGGGAGGUUGUGAAGAGAAGAGUUUGAGAUACAGGUAUUAUCACUAUAGCAAAAUUAGGUUUAUACUUAAUAGGACGUUGAAAAUAAUUAAGUGUCUUAAUAGACUGUUUCAUAGGACUUAAGUUUAUAGAACCAAACAAUAAAGCGUCAUAUCUAAAAGAGCUAUAAUAAGUUUAUUGAAUGUUUUUGGAUGUUUUAAAAAGUUUUUUUAGGACAUUUUCAAAUUAAAGUGUCAUAUUUGCUUAUUUUAUAUGACAUUAUUCGAAAAGGGGUCUUAUAAAUACAAGUACCCUAUAAAAUGAUGACAUACAAAUAGUUAAUACGACAAUUUAUUUUAGGAGUGUCAUUAAAAAGAACAUGUUAAAACGCCUAGAAGCAUACUAUAAACUUAUUGUAACACUUUAUUGUUUGGUCCUAUAAAGCAUUCGAUUAAGACACUUAGAUGUUUUUAACGUUCUAUAAAUCCGAUUUUGUUAUAGUGUCUCUUUUGUUAGUUCAUUUUUUCAACUUUUUUUAACUAGGUGUUUAGUUUUAAUUGGCAGGUUGUAAAGAGAAGGCUUGUGUCGUUUAAUUCUUGUAAAGGUCUUAUUAUCUUAAUGAAAAU
This is a messenger RNA of Cynara cardunculus var. scolymus (artichoke), 2279 nucleotides long. Its product is annotated as pentatricopeptide repeat-containing protein At5g27460. Gene Ontology annotation, cellular component: mitochondrion. The transcript is spliced from 3 exons. NCBI's taxonomy places the organism in Eukaryota, Viridiplantae, Streptophyta, Magnoliopsida, Asterales, Asteraceae. The coding region runs from base 33 to 1583 and encodes 516 amino acids. Gene Ontology annotation, molecular function: protein binding. The record is from RefSeq and is a predicted model, not a curated record.